Musa acuminata AAA Group (dessert banana) is the source of this 883-nucleotide messenger RNA. RefSeq lists its product as uncharacterized. The transcript has 7 exons. NCBI's taxonomy places the organism in Eukaryota, Viridiplantae, Streptophyta, Magnoliopsida, Zingiberales, Musaceae. The coding region runs from base 1 to 678 and encodes 225 amino acids. The record is from RefSeq and is a predicted model, not a curated record.
AUGUCGUCGAGCAAGCGCAAGAACAGGAGAGAUAUUCUUUUGGAAUAUGUAAGAAAUGCUCAGCCAUAUUUUAUGGAGUUAUUCAUGAAAAGGUCACCACAACAGGUUGUUGAUGCUAUGCGUCAAACUGUGACAAAUAAGAUUGGAACACUUCCACAUCAAUUCUUUGCAAUGACAGUUGCUACGGGAUCGGAGAACCUGGCACAACUCAUGUAUAGUGUUAUGAUGACUGGUUACAUGUUUGGGAAUGCACAAUACCGAUUGGAAUUGCAGCAAAGCCUGGAGCAUAUUGCCCUUCCUGAUCCAGAAGAAAAAAUGUAUGUUCCAGAUUUUGCACUUGGGACACAGAAAAAGGUGGCUGGAGAAGUUAUUAGGUGGAACAAGAUCACUGGCCCUGAAAAAAUGGAUGCAGUGAAACACAUAGAAUAUCUUGAAGCAGAAAUCGAGGAACUGAAUCGCCAAGUAGCAAGGAAGUCGUUAAAUGGACAUAAUGAACUUUUGGAAUAUCUAAAGACCCUAGAGCCCCAGAAUUUAAAGACUUCGGUGACUGAAACAAGUGCUCCUGAACUUGCCAAUCUGCUUUUUUGGCUAAUGGUAGUUGGGUAUAGCAUUCACAAUAUUGAAGUUUUCUUUGACAUGGAAAGAAUCUUCAGUGCACCACCUGGAAAGAAUGUCUGAAGAUGCAGUAAAUUGAGAGAAUCCAACCUUGUAACAUUCCAUGGUAGCCAAUCCCAAACCUCAGAGGCAUUUGAAAGUCUAAUGCAUAGUCUAUCUUAACUUUUGAAGAAGAAGAGAACUAGGGAGGUUUCAUGAUUUGGAUCCUUGAAGAACUGAGGACAGAUCAUUUCAGGUCUUUUCUUCAUUCAUUCCGGUGGAGUGCAAA